Messenger RNA from Talaromyces marneffei, 1248 nucleotides. RefSeq lists its product as uncharacterized. The coding region runs from base 1 to 1248 and encodes 415 amino acids. The record is from RefSeq and is a predicted model, not a curated record. NCBI's taxonomy places the organism in Eukaryota, Fungi, Ascomycota, Eurotiomycetes, Eurotiales, Trichocomaceae. The transcript has a single exon.
AUGGUAUGGAGGCAGCUCUGGCCAGUGGUCAAAGAAAGAGUAUUCCGUAUCUUUCAGAUAUCACUUCAAGAUAGCGAUCUCCCUUCCCAAUGGAGAAAUGCUAAGAUUAUACCGCUAAAGAAGCCGGCCAAGAAAAAUUACGCGCUGGCUAAAGCAUGGAGACCAAUAUCAUUGCUCUCCACGUUGGGUAAAAUACUGGAAGCGGUCGUCGCGGAAAGGAUAUCAUACGCUGUCGAAGAGUUCGGCCUGCUGCCUAUAAACCACUUUGGAGCAAGGAAGAGGCGCUCGGCAGAACAGGCACUUCUAUUAUUGCAAGAAGAGAUCUAUAAGGCCUGGAGAAAUAGGAAGGUACUAAGCCUGGUCAGUUUUGAUGUCCAAGGGGCAUAUAAUGGAGUCUUCAAAGAGAGACUGCUGCAGAGACUCAAGGCAAGAGGAAUACCUGACCAAAUAGUUCGAUGGAUUGAUGCUUUCUGCUCAAGACGCACAGCAAACAUCCUGGUUAAUGGAUCUACAAGCGAACAACGGGAGCUACCACAGGCAGGCUUACCACAAGGAUCACCACUGUCCCCAAUACUAUUCCUGUUCUUCAAUGCGGAUUUAGUACAACACAGGAUAAGUGCCUCCGGAGGAGCAAUUGCAUUUGUGGAUGACUAUACGGCAUGGGUAUCAGGCCCAUCAGCAGAAGUAAACCGGGCUAGCAUACAAGCCAUAAUCGACAGAGCCUUGGAUUGGGAAAGACGAAGCGGGGCAACAUUUGAAUGUGAUAAAACGGCCAUAGUUCACUUCACCCGGACGGCAAGCCGUUCAAGCAGCAUACCAUUCUUGAUUAAAGGCGAAAUAGUCGAACCAAAGGAAAGUGCAAAGAUUUUAGGAAUAGUGAUGGAUUCCCAGCUACGGUUCAAGGAACACAUUGCCAAUGCUGCUACCAAAGGACUCACGGCAGCCAUGGCGCUGAGAAGGCUAAAGAUGACUUCCCCACGGUCAGCAAGACAACUAUUUAGAGCUACAGUAGCUCCAGUGACAGACUACGCUUCUAGUGUCUGGAUGCAUGCCUGUGGAGCAAGGGGAACACAAUAUUUAAACAGAAUACAGAAACAUGGAGCUAUUGCAGUAACGGGGGCCUUUCGGACAGUAGCAACUGCUGUGGCUGAGGCAGAAGCAGGCAUCCAGCCGUUCCACAAUCGACAUAUGGAGAAAGCUAUAAAACUACACAUCGACAUCCAAACACUACCUGAAUCAAACCCCUAG